GAGAGAGAGAGAAACAAAGCGGUUGCCAUAGAGAAACCAGUUUCUCUUUCAAUCUCUCUCUCUUCUCAGUGGUGCUUUGGGUGGAGCUUUACGCAAUCCCAUUAUACCCGCCACCUAACCAUCCAAAAGAUUCUUCUUCUUCUUCUUCUUCCCUCUAUAAUUCCUCCUCCAUGUUUUGCAGUCCUUAAAAUUCUCCUUAAUUUCCUCUUCUGCUCCUGUGCUGCAAACCAGUUUCACGCCUAAACCAAAAAUAUAUUUACAUAUUUAUAUAUAUAUAUAUAUAUAUAUUUGCCUCUGUGACGUUAGCUUUCCUUCAUUGCUUCUACUAUAUUUUCUUAUUCUUUCUUUCCUUCGUUCCCGAGAGAUACAGGAAAAAGGGGGAAAAGAAGGAAAGAAGGAGAAAAUAUAAAAAAAAAUCCCUCCCAUGCCAUCCGGAUCCACGUCGUUUAUUGGAAACGAAACAGAGUGUUCUUUCUUAAGUUAGGGUUUUUUUUGGGGGGUAAUCUGUUUGGUUCGCUAGAAAAUUCGCAAAUAGAAUUUUUUUUUUUCUUUUUUGUUUUUUUGGAACAUGGGUAAUAUGGGAAGUAGCAGUAUGAUCGGCCGACGGAGACACGGAAGCCGCCGGAGCCAUCCUCCACCGCCGCCUCCAGUUCCGCCGCAGCCGGAAAUUUCGGCUAACCAAUAUGUAUUCGCGGCAGCUGCACCGUAUCCUUCACAGUAUCCGAAUCCCAACGCGCCCCAGUACUACCAAUACCCGGGUUAUUAUCCCCCACCGCCGGCCAUGCCGGUCCCUUUGCCGGCUCCAUAUGAUCACCACCACCGUGGGGCUCAUCCACACAUGGACGCUGUGACCCAUGCGAAUUGGGUCGGUGGAAGGUAUCCCUUGGGGCCGAUCAUGCCUCCGGCCGGCCCUUAUGUGGAGCAUCAGAAAGCGGUUACUAUAAGAAAUGAUGUUAACCUGAAGAAGGAGACUCUCAGGAUUGAACCAGACGAGGAAAAUCCCGGAAGCUUCCUUGUUGCGUUCACUUUUGAUGCCACGGUUCCGGGGAGCGUUACUCUUAUUUUCUUUGCCAAAGAAGGUGAAGGCUGUAACCUGACACCAAUGAAGGAAAAUCUUCUUCCACCUGUGACCGUAAAUUUCCAGCAAGGUCUGGGCCAGAAGUUCCAGCAGCCCUCUGGAACUGGAUUUGAUCUCUCGAUGUUUGAGGAGACUGACUUUCUGAAAGUGGGUGACAUGGAUGUUUAUCCUCUAGCUGUGAAGGCAGAGUCAUCCCCAGUUGUCCAGAAUGGAUCAGAGGGAAACCCAGGAACUGGAACAUUUAACUCCCAGAUAACUCAGGCAGUGUUUGAAAAGGAGAAGGGCGAAUUCCAUGUGAGGGUUGUGAAGCAGAUACUUUGGGUAAAUGGGAUAAGGUAUGAGUUGCAGGCGAUCUUUGGCAUUGGGAACUCAGUUGAGGGUGAUUUAGAUGCUAAUGAUCCAGGAAAAGAAUGUGUCAUUUGCUUAUCGGAACCACGGGACACAGCUGUUCUUCCUUGCCGGCACAUGUGCAUGUGCAGUGGGUGUGCCAAGCUCUUGCGAUUUCAGACUAACAGAUGCCCAAUUUGCCGACAACCAGUUGAGAGACUUUUGGAAAUAAAGGUCAGCAACAGCCCUUAGGAAUGAAGAGAAGGCCUUCUGUCGAUAGAAUUUUGUAUAUAGCCCUACUGUCCUACUUUGCACUGUUUCUUCUUAUUCUUUCCUUAUUUUAUGUUCUGGGUUUUUUCUUUUUUCUUUUUUUUUUCUCCUCCUUUUUUUGCUUUUUUGCAAUUUGGUCAUGUUUUUUACACUUGUUGGUUUUUCCAAUAAUUAAAAAGGAAUUAUAAAUCA
Molecule: messenger RNA, 1867 nt
Organism: Ziziphus jujuba (common jujube)
Lineage: Eukaryota; Viridiplantae; Streptophyta; Magnoliopsida; Rosales; Rhamnaceae
Product: probable E3 ubiquitin-protein ligase LOG2
Exons: 3
Coding region: 569-1657 (362 amino acids)
Biological process (GO): protein ubiquitination
Molecular function (GO): ubiquitin protein ligase activity
Source: RefSeq, a predicted model, not a curated record